CCCAGGCGUCAGUCAACAGAAAAGGCUUCGCAGGGAAACUAAGAGGAGGAGGAGGAGGACGCCAGAAAGCGCCUGGCGCCGCACAUGCUGGCAUCCCGACAUUUCAAACAACACGCGUGUUCCCGAUAUUAUCCCACGAGGGACGACCCCACCCACCUCCCUCCCUCCCUCCCAGCCUUUGGAGGGACCCUUCCCACGCGGGAUCUUUCCCAGAAAGACAACAAUGGGAUUUUUAACACCUGGUUUUGCCAAUCCCUGGAGCUGAUCUGAAGAAGACCCUCGAGUGUCCAUGGGCUUCCUCCGCAAAGCUUGGAGCUGCUCUUUGCUCUAAGACCCCGGCCCUCAAACAAUCCCUUGGCAUAACACCAAGCGGCAAGUGGUUGAUUCAGGAUGUUCUUCCUUCUAUUGCCUUUGCUUUUCCAGUUCCCAGGUGUUUGUGGAAACGACACGAAUCAGGAGGAUUUCCGCUUCUGUGCGGACCGAAACCAAACUGACUCGGGGAGCGUCCACUACGGCACCCAGAAGGACCUGAUCCGCAUCGUGAACCGUGUGGACCGCCUGGACAUCAGCGCCCCGUUUCCCCCGGAGGACCCCCUGGGGUCCCAGAAGUGGGAGCUGCCCGCCCGGCCGGGGAUCUACCGCUUCUGCGUCUUCUGGUUCCAGGAGGCCCGGCUCUUCCGGCUCAGAUACGGGAGCACGGACUUUGCACUCAGCGCGCGGGCAGAGUUCUCCCUCUACCUGCCCCUGGUCUCCGGGAAGCCCAACGAGAGCAGCACCUGCCCCUUGUACAACGUCUCCUACGCCCACAGCAAGGGCUCCCACAACGUCUCCCUUGCAAGCGCCUCCAUCUACAGCUUCACCUUCGAAGAUUCGGGGAAGCUUGACCCAAAGGAAGCGGAGAAGGAACUCAGGCGAACGGAAGAAGCCCUGAAGAAGUUAGAAGAUGCCCUGAGGGCUCCCGUUCAAGGAAGGACGCCCAAGCGGGGGAAUCCCUUUGCGUAUCUCCUCAAUUUGGAGUCCAAACUGGGAGGAAUGGAGUUCCCGGGGGAGAAUAAGACUUUGGGAGCGGGAUCGCUGCUGAAUGCAAGCGUCUGGAAAAUCCAGACCCCCAAAGACCUGCACAUCAGAUCGGAACUGGAGGAGGGCGAGGAGGCCUCUGGGUUCGAGGUGACGCUGCCGAAAUUUGUGUUCGAGAGGCGGCGGCGCGGGCGGAGGAGCGGCAACACCAAGGUGGUGACACUCUCCGCCCGGAGCCAGAUGCUCUUCCAGGGCCGAGAUGCCAACCAGAUCCUUGGCGGGAAGGUGAUUGGCGUCUCCGUGGGGAACACGCCGGUCCACGACCUGCCCAGGGAGGAGCGCGUGGCCAUCACGUUCUUCCACAAACCUCUUCCGGGGAACGUAACUCCGCAGUGUGUGUUCUGGGAUACGGAAGCCGGCCAGUCUGGGAACUGGAGCACACUGGGCUGCGAAGCAUCACUGGGAUCCAACCAGACAACCUGCCUCUGUGACCACCUUACCUUCUUCGCCGUGAUGAUGGUGUCGUCCCCGGAUAUUGACCACGUCCACCACACCUACCUGACCCUCAUCACUUACGUUGGGUGCAUCAUUUCAGCCGUGGCUUCGUUCUUCACCAUCUUCUCCUUCCUUUGCUCAAGGAAGCGGCAGAGAGACCACAUUGUCUACGUGCACAUGAACCUCCUCUGGGCCAUUUUCAUCCUGGACAUGAGCUUCCUCAUCGCCGUGCCUCUGGCCCCCAACGCGGGGGACACGUCUUGCAAGGCGGGGGCCAUGUUCCUCCACUUCAGCCUCCUGGCCUGCUUGACCUGGAUGGGCCUGGAGGGCUACUGCCUCUACCAGCUGGUCAUUGAGGUCUUCCAUUCCUACGUCAAGAACUUCCUCCUCAAACUCUGCCUGGUGGGAUGGGGGCUUCCCAUCAUCAUGGUGUCUCUGGUCUUCUUGAUCGAUCAGUCCCAUUAUGGUCCAUUCUCCUUGGAAGUCUACGAUUCCGCCAAGGGACCGACCAAUGCAACCAUCUGCUGGGUCACCAAGAAGGAGAUCAACCACUUCCUGAACCUGGGCCUGCUGAGCCUGGUGCUCUUCUUCAACGGGCUCAUGCUGGCCGCCAUGGUGAGAGAGAUCCUCCGCCUGCGCCACCGGGAGCACCACUGGGAGUACGCGGUCAUGCUGCUGGGCCUGAGCUGCGUGCUGGGCAUCCCCUGGGGCCUGGCCUUCUUCGCCUUCUCCUCGGGGACCUUCAGGCUGGUGGCCGUCUACCUCUUCACCAUCAUCAAUUCUUUCCAAGGCUUCCUGAUCUUCCUCUGGUACUUGGCCAAAGUGCUCCAGUCCCGCCGGUCCUCCUCCAUGCAGUGCUCCACGUCCAACAGCAUCAAGCUCCAGUCCAGCAGCACCAGCAUAUGAACUGGGAAUGCUUGCACUUCCCUUGGGAACUUAACGCAAAAACCCCUCGGACGUUGAUAUGUGCCGUUGCCUAUAUUUGGAGAACGGAACGGCAGGACGAGGACGUUUUCUCACCAUCCAAUAAUACUGCAUUGCGCUUUCCUGAUGUAAAUAUUGUGUCUGUAUAUGUGGUGUAAAAUAAUCCUUUUUUGAGUUUGAUAUGCUUUUAUUAAAGUCGUCGGUCUUCCUUGAGA
Molecule: messenger RNA, 2651 nt
Organism: Anolis carolinensis (green anole)
Lineage: Eukaryota; Metazoa; Chordata; Lepidosauria; Squamata; Anolidae
Product: adhesion G-protein coupled receptor G1
Exons: 14
Coding region: 391-2418 (675 amino acids)
Biological process (GO): cell surface receptor signaling pathway; adenylate cyclase-activating G protein-coupled receptor signaling pathway
Cellular component (GO): plasma membrane
Molecular function (GO): heparin binding; G protein-coupled receptor activity
Source: RefSeq, a predicted model, not a curated record